UCAUAAUUUUAAGAUAAUGAAGAGUGUUAUAUUUUCUGCUGUUUUUGCCCUGCUCUGUCAAACCACAGAUUCUUACAAGACCUUCGAAUGUGUACAAAAAGACGAGGCGCCAUCCGUUAUUCCAGUCGCCUUUUACGCUUAUAUUUCCCGCACGUUUAAAGCCCUUUCGCCAUAUAAACCUUUUAUAUUCGAUGCUGUGGAAACAAAUCUUGGAAAUGGAUACGAUAGAAAAACUGGCAUUUUCACUGCAUCAUCCAGUGGUGUGUAUGCAUUUUCUUGGACCAUUCACGCCGCCGGUACACAUCACGCUGGCUCUAGUGGUAGUCAAUUUGGAGAGAUGGCGGCGGUGUUGACACAAAAUGGAGUCGCAAAAGGGUCGGUCUAUGCAGAUACAGAAAAACAACAUGAUGACGCUUCAGCCACAGGGUUUGUGAUUUUGGCUGCUUCGAAGGGAGACAAGUUUCAAAUCAUAUGUCCAAUGGCCGGCCAGGGUGCUUUUUUCAGCACUAAAUACAAUGGGAGGACAUCUUUUUCAGGAUAUCGCAUUGCGUAA
This is a messenger RNA of Magallana angulata, 553 nucleotides long. RefSeq names its product complement C1q-like protein 3. Gene Ontology annotation, molecular function: protein binding. The transcript has 2 exons. The record is from RefSeq and is a predicted model, not a curated record. NCBI's taxonomy places the organism in Eukaryota, Metazoa, Mollusca, Bivalvia, Ostreida, Ostreidae. Bases 17 to 553 code for a protein of 178 amino acids.